Messenger RNA from Metarhizium album ARSEF 1941, 1677 nucleotides. Its product is annotated as D-aminoacylase. The coding region runs from base 1 to 1677 and encodes 558 amino acids. The transcript is spliced from 5 exons. The record is from RefSeq and is a predicted model, not a curated record. NCBI's taxonomy places the organism in Eukaryota, Fungi, Ascomycota, Sordariomycetes, Hypocreales, Clavicipitaceae. Gene Ontology annotation, molecular function: hydrolase activity, acting on carbon-nitrogen (but not peptide) bonds.
AUGGUCCCAGACAUUCUCUUCUCCUCACCCACCGUCAUCAGCGGCGAAGAGUCGGCGACGCCGUUUGUCGCCGACGUGCUCGUCUCGAAUGGCCUCAUCGCGCAGGUCGGCGAGCCGGGAGGCAUAGACGCACCCUCGGCGAGGGUCAUUGAUGCCGAGGGGUUUGUUCUCUCGCCCGGGUUUAUCGACAUGCAUGCUCAUUCAGACUUGUACCUGCUUACGAACCCGGAGCACGAGGCCAAGAUCUCGCAGGGGUGCACUACAGAGGUGCUGGGCCAGGACGGCAUAUCCUACGCGCCCGUCCGCACCUCGAGCCAGCUCCAGGCCAUCCGCGAGCAAAUCGCCGGCUGGAACGGCAACCCGAGUGACGACGAGUGCGCCGCGCUGCACCGCGGAGUGGGCAUGUUCGAGUGGCGCACCGUGGGCGAGUACCUCGGGUGCCUGGAGAGGAACAAGACGGCGACCAACGUGGCCGUGCUGGUGCCGCAGGGCAACUUGCGGCUGCUGGCGUGCGGCCCCGACGACGGCGCGGCCACGCCCGACGACGGCGCGGCCACGCCCGACGAGAUCCGGGACCAGGUCCAGCUGCUGAGGGACGCCAUGGACCAGGGAGCCCUCGGCAGCGGCCUGACCUACACGCCCGGCAUGUAUGCGUCCAACUCGGAGCUGGCCGUGCUUUGCAAGGCCCUGGCAGACGAGUACCCGGGCGCCUUCUACGCGCCCCAUCACAGGAGCUAUGGUCGAGGGGCCAUGGACAGCUACGCGGAAAUGCUGGACCUCGGGAGCGAGACUGGCUGCCCUGUUCACUUGACCCACGCAACGCUCAAUUUCUCGGAGAACGAGGGCAGGGCGCCGCGUCUCCUGGCCAUGAUCGACGAGAAGCUCUCGCAGGGCGUCGACGUCACUCUCGACACGUACCCCUAUCUCGCUGGGUGCACGACGCUCGCGGCGCUGAUUCCCAGCUGGGCCUCGUCCGGGGGCCCGGCGGCGACGUUGAGGCGCUUGGAGGAUCCCGACGUGAGGGAGAGGAUUCGGGUCGCGGUCGAGGACACGGGGUGUGAUGGGGGACACGGGAUUCCCACCAGCUGGGAAGAGAUCCAGUUGGGAACGACAAACCACCCCUCGAUAGCAAGCUACUCGGGCCGCCGCGUAUCCGAGAUAGCCAGAAGCCUCGGGACGCAGCCGCACGAGAUAUUCUUCGAGGUCCUGGCCAAGGACCGCCUGGCGACGUCGUGCCUGAUGCACGUCGGCAACGAGCCCAACGUCCGCGCCAUGAUGCAGCACCGCGUGCACAUGGCGGGCAGCGAUGCCAUCCUGCACGGCAAAACGACGCACCCGCGUGCGUACGGCACCUUCACGCGCUACCUGGGCCACUACGUGCGCGAGCUGGGGCUGCUCUCGCUUCCGGACAUGGUGGCCCAUCUGACGAGCCGGCCAGCCAAGAGGUUGGGCGUCUAUCCGGCCAGGGGCGUCGUGAGGGUCGGCUCGGCGGCCGAUCUGGUCCUGUUUGACGCCGCCCGCGUCAGGGACAGGGCCACCUUCGACGAGCCCAAGUUGACGAGUGAGGGCGUGAGAUACGUGCUCGUGAAUGGGGUGGUCGUGCUGGACGAGGGCGAGAUGCGCGGCUUGAGAGCGGGCAAGACGCUGAGGAGACGCAGAGACGGGAGUGUGUCGUAG